Messenger RNA from Astyanax mexicanus (Mexican tetra), 3244 nucleotides. It is a transcript of the gene b3galt2, whose product is annotated as UDP-Gal:betaGlcNAc beta 1,3-galactosyltransferase, polypeptide 2. The transcript is spliced from 2 exons. Gene Ontology annotation, cellular component: membrane. Lineage: Eukaryota; Metazoa; Chordata; Actinopteri; Characiformes; Acestrorhamphidae. The coding region runs from base 1238 to 2533 and encodes 431 amino acids. Gene Ontology annotation, molecular function: N-acetyl-beta-D-glucosaminide beta-(1,3)-galactosyltransferase activity. The record is from RefSeq and is a predicted model, not a curated record.
CAGCUGCUGACCCCCCCUCUCUCCCUCCCUCUCUCUCUCUCUUUUUCUCUCUCUCUCUCUCUUCAAAAACCCUCCCCAACAACCCAGCCCUAUCCUGCCCAAUCGUGCCUCUUCCACACACACACACACGCUUCCACACAGAGCAAGAGGAGGAGGGAGGGAGCACAGAGGAGCAGAAAGGAAAGGAGGGAAGAGGAGGACAGGAGAAGACGCUUCCCCCGUGCCUAUGGAUCAUGUUUCGCGGCGGUGGGCUCGGGAGGAGGUAGCAUAGGGAGAAGAGGAGGGCUUUAUUAAUCCUUUAGCGCUACUGUUAUUCUCUGCCUGCCCGUUUAGCCGUAGCCUCCCUGCAGCUCCUCCGCUGCCGCCGCCGCUGAUGCUGAUGUUCUAACGCCGCUCUCAGAUCAGUCUCAGCUUCGGCUUCAGCCUGCCUCCAUCGAUUUUUUUUAGCUCGAUCCGAGUAAACGCUGCUCGUACAGAAGAAUAAAAGGACGUUGGAAGUUUCUUCAGACCCCUGCUUAGGAAUCUCAGGCAUGGGAAUAAUGCUGAGCUGAGAAGAGGAGAGGAAAAAGAAGAAAAAGAUAGAGAAGUGCAAGAGGAGAAGCAUAAACCCAAGCAAAUCAAAUACAAAGCAAAAAAAAGACAUAACGCGAGAGGAGAGGAAAGCGUGAAGAGCAAAAAACCCUGAAAUGAAGAAACCUCAGCUCACAGCAGCUCAAGAAAGAAGGUUUCUCCAAAUCCUCCACAAACGCAGCCUAUACUAAAACAGAGAAAUGAACCCUAAGUGACUGGAAACACCCUAAGUGACGGUGCCAAGAGAAGAGGAGGGGGGUGUAUUAUAUCCUCGGGUUCGGAGCUUCUGGAGCUUCUCUUGAGUAGAGUGAUGGCGUGCAAACACCAUCUACAGGACCGACUACAGAUACAGACACUAACAGCACCAACUAACAGCCUCCAUUCUCUCUCGGUCUGCCAGCGACAGCGAUAACGGAGUCUCUGGUCUGAGGAAGCAGCCGUCCUUCAGAAGGGAACUGCCCUGAAGCAAGACCGCCUGUCACUGGAGAGAGUCAGAGCAGCGUGUCCCAGCAAUCCUCAUGGGCAGUAUGUCAUCCCCCUUCUAGCUCCACCAGGGGCCUGAACACACCCAUCUGCCAGCUCAGAUAACCCUUGGGCUGCUCACAACACAUGUUUGACUUGAUUGGAUGUGACCGCCGCGCUUUCCCGAGCAGCCUCUAUCUGCAUCAUGCAGUGGCGACGGCGACACUGCUGCCCCAUCAAGAUGACCUGGAAUGUCAAGCGGUCACUCUUCCGCACGCACGUCGUGGGCCUACUGUCGCUGGCCUUGCUCUUCACCAUCUUCCUCUUCUUCAGCCACCAAGACUGGCUGUCCAGCCGGCCGGGAUUCAGAGAGAACCCUGUAGCCUACACGAUACGGGGCUUGCGUCCCCUCAAGGAACGCACCGAGGGCAACCAAAGCUCCCUGCGAAGCCUCUUGAGGGAGCCUGUUUUCUUUUCUCACAAACCCUCCAUGAACUUCAGCUCUCACCAAGCUGAGACUGCUGCCCAAGGAAUGGUAGGACUGGAGAUCUCUCUAAGCACCAACAACACGAACACCAACAGCUUGCACCAGGAAAUGGGGGUGGGAGGGCAGCUGGUUGCUCAGCCGUACCGCUAUAAGCUCAAUGAGCCUUACAAAUGUAGAGACAGCAGCCCUUUUCUAAUUCUGCUUAUUGCAGCAGAGCCGGGGCAGGUAGAGGCCAGGAACGCCAUUAGGCAAACAUGGGGGAACGAGAGCGUGGCCAUGGGCUUGGGCUUCGUGCGGCUUUUUCUGCUUGGCAUGGGGAGCAGCACUAACAGCUACCCUCAGAGCGCCAUUGAAGAGGAAAGCCUCCAGAACCACGACAUCAUACAGCAGGAGUACAUGGACACCUACUACAACCUGACCAUCAAGACCCUGAUGGGCAUGAACUGGGUCGCCGAGCACUGCCCGCACGCAAACUACGUCAUGAAGACAGACAGCGACAUGUUUGUCAACACCGUGUAUUUAAUCCAAAAGCUGCUGAAGCCAGAGUUGCCACCUCGACACAACUACUUCACAGGCUACCUAAUGCGAGGGUACGCUCCCAAUCGCAACAAAGACAGCAAGUGGUACAUGCCUCCCGAGCUCUACUCAAGCGAGAGGUACCCCAUCUUCUGCUCGGGGACGGGCUACGUGUUCUCGGGAGACAUGGCGGCAAAGAUAUACCAGGCUUCGUUGAGUAUACGCCGUUUACACCUGGAGGACGUCUACGUGGGGAUCUGCUUGGCCAAACUGCGCAUUGAUCCGGCGCCGCCACCAAACGAGUUCCUCUUCAACCACUGGAGAGUGUCCUACUCCAGCUGCAAAUACAGUCACCUGAUCACUUCACACCAGUUCCAGCCAAGCGAACUUAUAAAGUACUGGAACCACUUGCAGAGCAACAAGCACAACGCUUGCAUUAACACGGAAAAGGGCGGCAGGCUGCGUCACAGGAAGCUGCACUGGGAAAGACUUCGAUGAUGACUGCAAAGCCAGGGCUCAGGGUGCAGAAGUAUAUUAGAAGCAUGUGUGAAACUCAGCACUACACUGAUUAUAGGUAACUGCACAAUGUUUUUUUGGUAUUGUGUACAGUUAAUUAAAACUAUUUUUUUAAUUUGAGAGAUGUUCUGUAUUGUAAAAUCUGUCCAACUCUUUUUAAAAAGGGAACUAAGCUACAUGUUUAUGUGCAAUAUAUAGCAUGCACAAAAAGACAAGUUUCAGGUGCCAAUAAAAAUAUACGGUGACAGGUCGUCACUUUCUCCAAAUCAUACACAGAAUGUUAUCAUUACGGGGCCAAUUUGAUCAUACUGUUUCUACAGUAGCCAUGAAAACAAACGAUUAAGAUAUAUGAAGGUAUAUUCUUAAUUUGACACCUUUAUUUCUUUCUAUAUGCUGUCAUUAACAAAGAUACUGUAUACACCCCAACUUACUUUAAAGAUACCAAAUGAUCUUUAUUAUUUCAAUUUACCUAGACCUCCAAGUUGUUUACAAGAAGAAAAAAAACAACCAAAUCACAUACUAUGUGUAGAAUCAAAAGAGAAUAUAUAUAUAUAUAUAUAUACAAAGUAUAAGUACCAUCAGUACUGUUACAGAUUAUUAAGAUUGUAUUUUUCAAAGCUUUACAUUGACUUAUUAUAGGUCUGCCCUUCGUGUGGGCAGAAAGAAACUUAUUUAUUAAAUGUAUUUCCUUCU